AGUUAACGUUAACUUACCCCGAAUCUCGGCUCAAAGCAUUCGGCCGGGAGCUCCGACCUUUUUCCCCUCAACCGGGACUAACGCGGCAGCGGUUGCGUCUUUUUCCACCUGGGAUGAACUUAUGAUUUUCUAUUAUUACGUAGAGUCGGCGCUUGAGCAACAUAGCUAGUUAGCUCCCUUUUCCAGAAGCUUUUUUUUUUACCCUGCAACGGAUUGGACACCGCGUAUCAGGUUCACCCAGGGCAUACCAGACAGCAAUGGCAAGACUAUCUGGUCUGCAAAGAGAGGUGCUCUCCCUCUAUCGCCAAUGUUUUCGGGAGAUCCGCAAGAAGCCGACGGAUGCUCAGGAAAACUUCAGGAACUAUGCAAGAACUGAGUUCCGCAAGAACCUCAACGUAAGCAAGAAGGACUUUGCUGCCGUUGAGUAUCUGCUGCGCAAAGGUCACCGACAGCUGGAGAUGUACUCGUCCCCGGGCAUUCGCAACAUCGCGCAGUAGUUAGUUCCUUCGAGAAGGGCCCGUCUGAUGGUUGUUGUUCUUCGUCAUCUGAAGCGGACGAGAAAGGCUACCACGGGGAGUGGGUGAGCUUGCUCGAAAACAGUCGAAGACUCUUUUGGCAUUAACUAAGUUACUGCCAUGGUCAUUCUAGAGUAUCUGGCACAUGGACUGGAUAUCUAAAUGCUGCAACGCUGGCUGCUGGAUGCAUCACGUGACGCGGAAGGGACUAGAAGGUUCGCGCGGAUUCGUGCAUUAAGCGCGCGGAAGCGAGCCGAAGCGUCUAGGAUGAUCGACGUCUAGUGGAAGCAGCUGGUAUACCCCAGACGCAACAAUUGCUGACAAGAUUGAUCUCACUGUCAUGAUGCUGCUCGUUGAUUCCAGAAUGAGGGCCCUUGGUUAUAUAAACUGGGAGCAGACCAGUCUGUCUGCUCUCUUCUCUUCCUCAGAUCAGAC
Molecule: messenger RNA, 950 nt
Organism: Paecilomyces variotii
Lineage: Eukaryota; Fungi; Ascomycota; Eurotiomycetes; Eurotiales; Thermoascaceae
Product: complex 1 protein-domain-containing protein
Exons: 3
Coding region: 258-497 (79 amino acids)
Biological process (GO): mitochondrial respiratory chain complex II assembly
Cellular component (GO): mitochondrion
Source: RefSeq, a predicted model, not a curated record